AUGGAUGAGAAGCCGAGUGUAGACGUUAAUUGCCGAGGUGGAAGUCGUCAUGGUGGGCUAGGACGUAAACGAAAUAGUAGCAAAGUGAUGUAUCGCCCUGUGAAAACUGCCGUGAUUGAUUUGACUCGGGAUGUUGACGAGAAGAGCAGUCGAUUGGUCCAAGUAAUUGAUGAUUCGAGUGAGAAAGAGACAGAGAUAUGUACCCCAUUUGAAUCAUCCCUGCGAUCUUCACUUAAAGAGACUGUACCAGUACCAUCAGCUAAGAGGAAUGAACGUUUUGUUCGUAUGGAGAAUGACAAGCCAGUUUUUUCUACUAAAGAACGCAAUAGUAAAGAGUUGCCAAAGAAGGAGAUGCAUAUGCAGACGAAAGGAACACGACAGGUCAUUUUGUUGUCUUCUCCAUCACCACAGAAGGGAAUAGAACCGACAAAAGGGUUUGUCAGCAGCUUAACGCAAUCGAUUGACAACAAAGGAGGUGAUGGAAAAGUAAAAAAGGAGGAAGUUGGAUCAAGAGAUAAGGGCUCGUCACUGCGUCGAUCGGAUAGUCGGGAGUCACUUGAACGCUCCAACAGUCGAGAACUAAGAGAAGAAAAAGGGUUACGCAAUCGAUCGAUAUCGAGAACCAAGUUAACCAGGAAAAACAGCAACGAUAGUAUAUCGUCACAACGUUCAGAUCGCAGUGACAAAAGUUAUCGCAACGAACGCUACCACGAAGAAUACCGCUCGAAUCUUAAUGAUGGCACAAAAAUAAUGCACAAACUUUCUAUUGGAUCACCUCGACAGGUGCCAUUUAAGUCGUCUUUAAAGGGGUCACUGUCAGCUACGAAUAGCUCACAAGAUAUUCGUAUUCGGAAAGAAGGUUUGUCAUCUGGAAUAAUGGGGCGUUCGUUUGGCAGGCCGCCGCAAGAGUUAACACUGCGGAGGUCAUCUUUGGAUGGUGGAGCUUCUUCUUUGCGCAGAGUAAAUUCAGGUUUUCCAGUUGAGGCUCCAGCGGGCGGGGGCAACUCACAGGAUCCACGACCAACAAAUUUACAGCGGUUACCAUCCAUUUCUGGUGGUGUGAAAAGAAAUGAUCAUGUCGGAGAGCUCAUUUCUCCGAAGCCACAGAAGACGAUUCAUGUUAUCCCAGAUACGAUUGUCAAGGAGCCUGCUGUUCCAGUUGUUGGCGAAUUGGAGCGCAAACGUCGUGCCGACAUUUUGCGAGAGCGCAUGGAGUUGCGAAUGGUAGGACGCGGUAGUAGCCUAGCUCAACUGAUGAAGGCGCCAUUGUGCCGUAAGGAUUCAAUGGACAAGGACGUUCGCCGAAGCCCACCUGGUGAAAGAAAUGAAAGUGAAGGAGCACCAAGUAGUGUUGAUGCUGGAAGAGAUGCAAGAACCCAAGAGUAUUAUGCUAAGCUUGACAAGGAGAAUGCAGAGCGGGAAGCCUCGCGACUUGCAGUUCCAUUCAAGUCGUCAUUGAAGUUAUCGAUGGAGCAUGACCUGCCAAAAACACAAUCAUCGACUGUAGCAUCUAUUGAUGCCGUGCCUCUUCGAAAAUUAAGGUCUCCACUAGAAGACUCGACGGGCACCAGGACAGUCCGAAUGUCAAGGUCGUCGUUGCCAGCAGCUACUGUGCCGUCUCGGUCGAUUAUGCCUCGUGCAAAGAAACUGCAAUAUUCGCUUGCAGAGCUGAGAAGACUCAUGGUAUUUGCGCUUCCCAAGCCAGCAGAUCUCCCCGAAAUGAAAGUUGUGGAAGUCAUUGCAAUUGGCAACCCGCGUUCCGUUGCUAAACAGUCGUUCGAACGAUUGGGAGUGGGCUAUGGUAUGGGAAAAUCUAUCGGAGGCAGUAUUCGAAAAGGCGAUGGUUCUGACGCGCGAGGUGGGCGUGGGCCGAGGAGCCAAGGUGGUCGUGGGGCGAGGAACCAAGGUGGUUUGAGAGAUAAUUUACGUGACAGGCAAGGCCGUGGCGGCCGUGGCGGCCGUGGUGGUGGACGCGGGGGUCGUGGAGGAGGAGGUGGUGGACGUGGCGACUAUGGCCGCCCACCUCCACCCCCGCUUUACGAUGGCCCCAUCGAGCCUCUGACACUGUCCGCGAACCGGUGGAAGCCAACAAAGGAGAAGGAGACAUCCGCACUCGAAAAAGCGUUAAACUACAUAAAGAGUCUUCUAAACAAGCUUACAAGAGAGAAGUUUGCGAAGCUGACAAAUGAGCUUUGCGCAGUUGAGAUUGACAGCUUUGUUCUGUUGAGUUCAAUUGUGGCAACCAUAAUGGAUAAAGCGUUGGAGGAGCCAAGUUUUGCGGAUGUGUACUCUGACUUGUGCAAGGAAUUUCAUACGCGGACGAUCAAAAAAGCUUGGAGCUUUCUGAGUGUGCUCAGUGAUGAAAAAGGCUCGUUCUUUUGGACUGCGAUCGACAAGACGACAUUUACACCGUUUGUUGGGCCAUUUGACAGCCCUAGUUGUUGUCUGGAUGAUAUUGAAGCACCUGUCAGUGCAACUUCUUCGACUUGUGACAGUGCGUCUGUUACCUCUGUGCAGUUCCGCCGCCACGGCGAUUAUUUGGUUGCAGUGGGUGAGAAGGAGCCUGGAGUUUUUUACUACUCAAGACGUACGAUCAGCGAGAUUGGGGAUGAUGAACCGUUUGGGGGUCCGUUCGAGUCAGCUGAACUUGCACGUCAUGCAGCUGCAUCCCAGACCACUUUUUUGCGACUUCUUGUUAACCGUUGUCAAGGCGAAUUUGAAAAGACCAAUAAGCACAUUGGUGAUGAGCAAGAAAAGCAGGAUGAAGAGGAGGUCGAUCCUCGACGGCGUGAAAUUCUUGCGAUGCGCGCAAAAGCAAAGAUGCUCGGCAACAUUCGAUUCAUUGGUGAACUGUAUAAGGUGGAUCUGAUCAAGCAGUCCGGAGUCCAAGGAUGUAUCUUCUACUUGCUUGGACUAGAGUUGAUGCCUGGACUGGAUGGUCAAGAAGGCCAAGCUCAAGCAAUUCGCUUUCCCGACGAAGCAGACUUGGAGGCACUUUGCAAAAUGCUUGCUACAGCUGGCAAAAAAUUUGAUCAGCCGAAAACAAAGACAAUCAUGAAAAUCAUUAUACUACGUAUGGUGGAGCUGUCGGACGACUUGAACUUGCCAUCACGAGCUCGAUUCUUGAUCAAGGAUGUCCUCGAGACAAGAGACCAUAUGUGGGAGCCCCGUCGAAAGGAGUUGCAACAAAAGACGCUGGAGGAGGUUCGAAGGGAGGCGCAAAAACUGCAGCAGCAAGGAAAGAAUGCUCAGCACGACGACGUGCAACGGCGCCGCCAUAAGACUCGUGUCUCCAGUGCUCAGCUUGCAAAGCAGAGCAGCAAUCUCAUUGUGGCCAGAAAAGUCGAUCCUGAUGAACCUGAGGGGCCUGAAGCGAAAGAAUUAUCUGCUGCACAAAUGUCGACCCGCGUCAAGAGUAUUAUCCAGGAAUACAUUUCCAUUAUGGAUUUAGACGAAGCUAUUACGUGCGUUCAGGAGUUGCCUGUGGGUCCAUACCACAUUGAACUUGUCGAGCAAGCGAUUAACACUGCGUUGGAAGGUAAAACGACUGAGCGUGAGCACGCUGUAGAAUUGCUUGUACGGCUGUAUGAACGUGGUGCCUUGGACGCCAACUCUAUCCAAACUGCUCUGAUGAAUGUUAUGGAGUUUUUAGAAGACAUGAAGAUUGACUUACCGCUUAUUCACCAGUACUCGGCACUGAUCUUUGGUCGAUUGAUUUCUGUGGGAUGCUUUGGUUUUUCGUGGAUUCUUUCUGAAGCUCUAGCUCAUUGUGUGGAGUGCAAGCUUACGUCACUGGUGUUUCCUGAGGUGUUGUCUGUUCUGGAAAUGGAGAGUGAUGAGAGGACGGUGAUACGAAUGCUUACUGAUGAGGAAGUUACACCAGAGAGCGUUUUGCCUGCAGCAAUGAGGGCCAGUAAGGCCGAUGUGACAGCAUAUCUUCGUGAAUAUGGCAUUGAGAAUUUUUUUGGUGGCGGUGAUAGUGAUGAAGAAGGUGAGUUUGACCCCGAAGUUGCUGGGAGAAUGCGAAGCACGCUCGAGGAGUACUUAUGUGUCAAGGACUUUAACGAGGUGGUGCAGUGUAUUGAAGAGUUCGACACUAUUCCUGAUCGCUGGCUGCACUUUGUGCAGAUUAUGCUUAUGUUCAGUCUCGAAGCAAAGCAGUCUGUACGCAAGGACGUUUCUGACUUGCUCAUACAGCUAUUUGUUGAAGAGAAGAUUAUUUCGGAAGAUAUCGAGGCUGCUGUAAAGAUUAUUCUAGACGAUUACAAUGAUCUGCGCGUCGAUAUUCCUCAGCUUGCUAUCAAUUUGAGUGAACUUUGGACGCCAUUGUUUGCAAAACAAGCUCUCUCGAUGCAUUGGUUGAUUGAAGCUAGCUCUCAUCUGGUAGCAAGCGGUCGUGCAGCCGACAUAGUUGACGCUUUACUAUUCACCUUUAACUUGCAUCUCGGCCAAGAAGCGUUAGUAACGUGGUGGAAAAUGCAGUCGGACGUGAAUGCAAUUUGGACGCAAGUGUCACCAUUGGACGAGCGAUUAGCAAAGUGGAAAAAGCUGCUUGAAUAA
Peronospora belbahrii is the source of this 4560-nucleotide messenger RNA. NCBI's taxonomy places the organism in Eukaryota, Oomycota, Peronosporomycetes, Peronosporales, Peronosporaceae. The record is from the annotation of a GenBank genome assembly.